This is a messenger RNA of Astyanax mexicanus (Mexican tetra), 1765 nucleotides long. It is a transcript of the gene aurka, whose product is annotated as aurora kinase A. Gene Ontology annotation, molecular function: protein kinase activity; ATP binding. The transcript is spliced from 9 exons. The record is from RefSeq and is a predicted model, not a curated record. Gene Ontology annotation, biological process: regulation of cytokinesis; protein phosphorylation; mitotic spindle organization. Gene Ontology annotation, cellular component: spindle midzone; spindle pole centrosome; chromosome passenger complex. Lineage: Eukaryota; Metazoa; Chordata; Actinopteri; Characiformes; Acestrorhamphidae. The coding region runs from base 251 to 1522 and encodes 423 amino acids.
UGAAAUUAAACAGGUUGUGUUAGUCAGAGCGGCGGUCGGUGUGGAGGUCAGUGAUUAUAGCUAGAAAAGAAGCUGAAAGGGUUUUAAAGUCAGAUUUUGUUUCCUUUAUUUGUUUAAAUAUAAUUUCAAGUUUUAUUCGGAGCUGUUUGCCGCGAGAAGGCGCUUUGAGUUUAUUUUCAGCUCUGUGUGGAUGUUAAACCUCUGCUGAGAGAGGGAGAGAGACUGCGGUGGAGCUUUUAAAUAGUGAGACAUGGACACUGCUGCCAGAAUCAGAUCCUCUAAAGACCUGGCCGUUCGAAAGGCAGACAGUGAAAAGGGUUUAAGUGAUGGACCAAAGCGGAUUCCUGUAACUCAGAGCUGCCAUAAACCAGUGCCUACUCCAAGUCACACACAUGUUCUUGGGGUGUCACAGGGGCCACAGCGUGUGCAGCGGCCAAAAAGUCAGAAUAAACCAGCGGUCAACGUGCCUUCUGUGAAAACUCUGACUAGUGCAGAUCAAAACAUACGCCCAACUCAGCCUCAGCCAGCCCCUGCACCUCAAGCUCAGCCAAAACAACUACAGCAGCAGAGCCAGCCAAAACCCACAGCUAACGUUAAACCUGUCAAUGCUGCUGCUGCUGAACCUAGCAAACCAGACAAGCCUAGCCAAAAGCCUGCUAGUGGAAUUGCCAUUCAGUCCAGUUCAAAGAUGCCAUGGAGCUUGGAGAACUUUGAUAUUGGCAGGGCACUGGGGAAGGGCAAAUUUGGGAGUGUGUACCUCGCCAGGGAGCGACAAACCAAAUUCAUCCUUGCCCUGAAGGUGCUGUUUAAAAAGCAGCUGGAAAAGGCCGGUGUGGAGCACCAACUGCGGAGAGAAGUGGAGAUCCAGUCUCAUUUAAGGCAUCCCAACAUCCUGCGUUUGUAUGGCUACUUCCAUGACUCUGCACGUGUAUAUCUCAUACUGGAGUUUGCUCCCAAAGGAGAAUUGUAUGGAGAGCUGCAACGCUGUGGGAUGUUUGAUGACCAGCGCAGUGCCACAUAUAUAAUGGAGCUGGCUGAUGCGCUGCACUAUUGCCAUUCAAAGAAAGUGAUCCACAGAGACAUUAAACCAGAGAAUCUAUUACUGGGGGCCAACGGAGAGCUAAAGAUUGCUGAUUUUGGGUGGUCGGUCCACACACCUUCUUCCAGGAGGUCGACUUUGUGUGGCACCCUGGACUACCUUCCUCCAGAGAUGAUCGAGGGAAAGACUCAUGAUGAGAAAGUGGAUCUCUGGAGUUUAGGGGUGCUCUGCUAUGAGUUUCUGGUUGGACGUCCACCCUUUGAAACUAAGAGCCAUGAGGAAACCUAUCGUAAGAUCUCCAGAGUCGAGUUUACCUAUCCGGCCCAUGUAAGCGAAGGAAGCAGAAAUUUGAUCAAUGGGCUUUUGAAACACAACCCCAUGCACAGGCUUCCCAUCCAAGGAGUCCUGACUCACUACUGGGUUGUGGAAAACUCCACCAAAAAGCCCACUAGUUUCACACCAGAUGCCGCACCCGGACAGUGAGGAGGGUGCAUGUUCUUUGGCUGCUGGGAAGAAACCAACUCUGUGGAAUAUUCGUGCUUUUGACCGGAAGCUUGAGACUGACUACAUCCUCAGAACUUUCAAAAUACUAUGUGUUUGUCACUGUGCUAAUUGUUCCACUCUUGUUCUGCUCUCUUCUUCUUUUGUAAAUAUUUAUCUGUUUACGAAUUAUGAAAUGUAAUUUUACCUGCUACUACUUGAAACAAUAAACAUAUUUUUAGUGUU